Messenger RNA from Nerophis ophidion (straightnose pipefish), 2636 nucleotides. It is a transcript of the gene wdr45, whose product is annotated as WD repeat domain 45. Bases 208 to 1284 code for a protein of 358 amino acids. Gene Ontology annotation, biological process: nucleophagy; protein lipidation; protein localization to phagophore assembly site. The transcript has 10 exons. The record is from RefSeq and is a predicted model, not a curated record. Gene Ontology annotation, molecular function: protein binding; phosphatidylinositol-3-phosphate binding; phosphatidylinositol-3,5-bisphosphate binding. Gene Ontology annotation, cellular component: phagophore assembly site membrane; extrinsic component of membrane; cytosol. Lineage: Eukaryota; Metazoa; Chordata; Actinopteri; Syngnathiformes; Syngnathidae.
AACCGGAAACAGAAGUGAACCGGAAGUACUGUGACGUCACCUCGCAUAAACAAAACAACGCGUCGAGUUGCAACAUCUUUGUUGCUUUCGCUGCUGGUCUUCACUUCGAUACCAACAAAGGCCGUCUUUCGAGCCCUUAAUCUAUUUUCAACUGUCACAGCGAACAAGUUCGACGUCAAAAGGAUUUCUAGAAGCUUGGAAGCAGACAUGGCCCAGCAGCGAGGCGUCAACAGUCUGCACUUCAACCAGGACCAGAGUUGCUUCUGCUGCUCCAUGGAGUCCGGCGUGAGGAUCUACAACGUGGAGCCUCUGAUGGAGAAAGGUCACCUAGAUCACGAGCAGGUGGGGAGCGUGGCGCUGUGCUCCAUGCUGCACCGAUCCAACCUGCUGGCGGUGGUCGGGGGCGGAGUCAAUCCCAAAUUCUCCGAGAUAUCAGUCUUGAUCUGGGACGACGCCCGCGAGUCCCGAGACGCCAAAGACAAGCUGGUGCUGGAGUUCACCUUCACCAAACCCGUCUUGGCGGUCCGCAUGAGACACGACAAGAUCGUCAUCGUGCUGAAGAACCGCAUCUACGUCUACACCUUCCCGGACCAGCCCGCCAAGCUAUUUGAGUUCGACACCCGGGACAAUCCCAAAGGUCUGUGUGACCUGUGUCCCAGUCUGGACAAGCAGCUGCUCGUCUUUCCAGGUCACAAAUGUGGGAGCCUGCAGCUGGUGGAUUUGUCCAACACCAAGCCCGGAACCUCGUCCGCCCCGUUCACCAUCAACGCCCACCAGAGCGAGAUCGCCUGCGUGGCGCUGAACCAGCCCGGCAGCGUGGCCGCCUCCGCCUCCCGCAAAGGAACGCUGAUCCGUCUCUUCGACACCACCACCAGGGACAAGCUGGUGGAGCUGCGCAGAGGCACCGACCCCGCCACGCUCUACUGCAUCAACUUCAGUCACGACUCCUCCUUCCUGUGCGCGUCCAGCGACAAAGGGACGGUCCACAUCUUCGCUCUCAAAGACACCAAACUAAACCGCCGUUCUGCGUUGGCGCGCGUGGGCAAAGUGGGCCCUGUGAUUGGUCAGUACGUGGACAGUCAGUGGUCUCUGGCCAGCUUCACCGUGCCCGCCGAGUGCGCCUGCAUCUGCGCCUUCGGGAAGAACACGUCCAAGAACGUCAACUCUGUCAUCGCCAUUUGUGUGGACGGAACCUUCCACAAGUACGUCUUCACGCCCGACGGGAACUGCAAUCGGGAAGCCUUCGACGUCUAUUUGGACAUUUGCGACGACGACGACUUCUGAGGCCGACGGGGAACGUCAUUGGUCGUCAUGGUAACGGGCGGACUGAGAAGUAAACACUCGAUGUGCCGACUGAGUGAAUUUUGACGGCGCCACGAGUCGCUCCACUGUGAGGGUGGUAUUUUGAGUGUCAUCAGUACAACAUCCUGGUACUGACAGUGUACUGCAUUUUAAGGAAGUACCGUAUUUUCCGGACCAUAGGGCGCACUGGUUUAAAAGGCAUACUGCCGAUGAAGGGUCUAUUUUCAAUCUGUUUAAUAUAUAAGGCGCACCGGAUUAUAGAGCUCAAUAAAGGAUUCAUAUUAUGUGUCAUGAUAGAUUUUUGAGGGUCGUGUGUAAUGUUCUAUAUUUUCAAUGGAACAUAUAACAUGUUGGUGAAGUUUGCUUGAGUCAUAUUGCAGUCUACACGCAUCUCUUAUGUGUGACUGCCAUCAUAUUGCAGUCCACGUGUAUCUCUUAUGUGUGACUGCCAUCAUAUUGCAGUCCACGUGUAUCUCUUAUGUGUGACUGCCAUCAUAUUGCAGUCUACACAUAUCUCUUGUGUUUGAUUGCCAUCAUAUUGCAGUCCACAAGUAUCUCUUAUGUGUCACUGCCAUCAUAUUGCAGUCUACAUGCAUCUCGUAUGUGUGACUGCCAUCAUAUUGCAGUCUACGCAUAUCUCUUGUGUGUGACUGCCAUCAUAUUGCAGUCCACGCAUAUCUCUUAUGUGUGACUGCCAUCAUAUUGCAGUCCACACAUAUCUCUUAUGUGUGACUGCCAUCAUAGUGCAGUGCACACGUAUCUCUUAUGUGUGACUGCCAUCAAAUUGCAGUCUACACGUAUCUCUUAUGUGUGACUGCCAUCAUAUUGCAGUCUACACGUAUCUCUUAUGUUAACUGCCAUCAUAUUGCAGUCUAGCCUUUCUCAUAUGUGUGACUGCCAUCUAUUGGUCACACUUAUUUCACCCCAAAAAAUAGUUUAUAGGUCGGUCAACAAAACCAGAAUUAUUCUGUACAUUAGGCGCCCCACACUAUCUCGUAUGUGUGACUGCCAUCUACUGGUCACACUUAUCAUUUCACCAAAUAAAAUAGUUUCGAGGUCGGUAAGCAAAACCAGAAUUUUUCCGAACAUUAGGCGCGCCGGGUUAUAAGGCGCACGGUAGAGUUUUGAGGGGGAAAAAGUAUUUUAAGUGCACCUUAUAGUCCGGAAACUACGGUACACAAGUGCACCAAUCGAAAUGCAGCCUCCGUUGUCCACAAAUCACAACGCAAACGUUGGUAGAUCGUACAACAACAAACUUUAUGUAGCUAUAAUAAAGAUGACUCAUCAAGUAUCAACUUUUGACCAUGCAUUAAAAAUGAAAUUGAGCCAGUCUA